Molecule: messenger RNA, 3063 nt
Organism: Eutrema salsugineum
Lineage: Eukaryota; Viridiplantae; Streptophyta; Magnoliopsida; Brassicales; Brassicaceae
Exons: 18
Coding region: 1-3063 (1020 amino acids)
Source: RefSeq, a predicted model, not a curated record
AUGGGUGUAGUUUCUAGAACGGUUUUCCCCGUCUGCGAAAGCCUCUGUUGCUUUUGUCCGGCUCUGCGCGCCAGAUCGAGACAUCCCGUCAAGAGAUAUAAACAUCUUCUCGCUGAUAUCUUCCCUCGAUCCCUGGAUGAGCAACCUAAUGAUAGAAAAAUCAGUAAACUAUGUGAAUAUGCUGCGAAAAACCCUCUUCGUAUUCCUAAGAUUACAACCUCUCUUGAACAAAGGUGUUACAGGGAAUUGAGAACGGAGCAAUUUCACUCUGUAAAGAUUGUAAUGUGUAUCUACAAGAAGCUCUUGGUUUCCUGUAACGAACAAAUGUCGUUGUUUGCUAGUAGCUACCUUGGCCUCAUUCAUAUUCUUCUAGAUCAGUCCAGACAUGAUGAGAUGCGCGUUUUAGGUUGUGAAGCUCUCUAUGAUUUUGUUACCAACCAGACAGAGGGCACAUACAUGUUUAACUUAGAUGCGUUGAUCCCAAAAAUCUGUCCUUUAGCUCAUGAAUUGGGAGAAGAAGAAAGGACAACAAAUUUGUGUUCUGCUGGGCUCCAAGCUCUCGCAUCCUUGGUUUGGUUCAUGGGAGAAUUUUCACAUAUCUCAGUGGAAUUUGACAAUGUCGUCUCUGUUGUCUUAGAAAAUUAUGGAGGCCUCAUUCAAUCUUCCACUGCUACGGUAAAUCAAGAAAACAAGAUUUCUUCUAUUGAUAAAGAACUUUCUCCCGCAGAAGCUGAAUCAAGGAUUGCUUCUUGGACAAGAAUCGUGGAUGACAGAGGCAAGGCAAUUGUAUCUGUGGAGGAUGCUAAAAGCCCCAAGUUUUGGUCGAGGGUUUGUCUGCAUAAUCUGGCAAAGUUAGCAAAGGAAGCUACAACUGUGCGGCGUGUCCUCGAGUCACUCUUCCGCUACUUUGAUUUCAAUGAAGUUUGGUCCACUGAGCAUGGUCUUGCUUUAUAUGUUUUACAGGACGUUCAGUUGUUGAUAGAACGAUCUGGGCAAAACACACACUUCUUGUUGUCUAUCCUGAUCAAGCAUCUUGAUCACAAGAAUGUUCUAAAGAAGCCUAGAAUGCAACUGGACAUAGUUUAUGUUGCUACUGCACUUGCCCAACAGACAAAAGUUCUGCCAUCCGUGGCAAUAAUUGGUGCGUUAAGUGAUAUGAUUAGGCAUCUGAGGAAGAGCAUUCAUUGUUCAUUAGAUGAUUCGAAUCUUGGGAAUGAGAUGAUCCAAUAUAAUCUCAAGUUCGAAACUGCAGUUGAACAAUGCCUUGUGCAAUUAUCUCAGAAGGUAGGAGAUGCAGGUCCUAUCCUUGACAUAAUGGCUGUCAUGUUAGAAAGCAUGUCGAAUAUUACAGUCAUGGCAAGAACCCUAAUCGCCGCUGUUUUUCGCACAGCACAAAUUAUCGCAGCUAUACCAAAUCUAUCAUAUGAAAACAAGGCUUUUCCAGAUGCACUAUUCCAUCAACUGCUUCAAGCUAUGGUCUGUGUUGACCAUGAAUCGAGGAUGGGGGCCCACCGUAUAUUUUCUGUUGUUCUGGUCCCAUCAUCUGUUUGUCCAAAUUCAGUUCCAAAGUCUAGAAGGCCUGCUGAUAUGCAGAGGACAUUGUCAAGAACCGUGUCUGUGUUUUCUUCUUCAGCUGCACUAUUUAGAAAACUGAAGGUGGACUCAGAUGAUUCUGUGGAUGGUAAUGCAAAGAUUGAGAGAGUUUCAACACUUAGUAGGUCACAGUCAAAAUUCACAAGAGGUGAAAGUUUUGACGACGAGGAGCCGAAGAACAAUACUAGCUCAGUAUUGAGCCGGUUAAAGUCAAGUUACAACAGAACUCAGAGUGUGAAAAGGAACCCCUCAUUAAUGAUAUCAGAUCAGAAUUCUUCAGGAGGUUCACCAGAUAAACCAGUGAUACCUCUAAGACUAAGCAGCCACCAGAUUUGCCUUUUGCUUUCGUCGAUUUGGGUGCAGUCCUUGUCUCCUCACAACAUGCCACAAAAUUAUGAGGCCAUAGCUAAUACAUAUAGUUUAGUACUUCUAUUUGGACGGACUAAGAACUCCAGCAAUGAGGUAUUGGUCUGGAGCUUUCAGCUAGCAUUUUCUUUGCGGAAUCUGUCACUUGGAGGACCAUUGCAGCCAUCACGGCGUAGAUCCCUCUUUACUCUGGCUACAUCUAUGAUAAUUUUCUCAGCGAGAGCCUUCAACAUCCCUCCUCUUGUUAAUAGCGCCAAAACCGCACUACAAGAAAAAACGGUAGACCCGUUUCUUCAAUUGGUGGAAGAUUGCAAGCUAGAUGCUGUUUUCUAUGGACAGGAAGAGCAACCAGCAAAGAAUUAUGGAUCAAAAGAAGACGAUGAUGACGCCUUAAAUUCACUUGUGGCUAUAGAAGAAACUACACAGAAUCAACCUCGAGAAUAUUACGCUACCAUGAUAAUGAAGUUUCUGGGAAAACUAUCAGAUCAAGAUUCGUCUUCUAUAAAAGAGCAGCUAGUUUCAGAUUUUAUACCUAUCGACGGUUGUCCAGUUGGAACGCAGUUGACAGAAUCUCCAGUUCAAGUUUACCGUUCUGAAGAAAAAAACAACAAACCUCGAGAAAAUGCUGAAACUCAAUUGCUUAUAACGGAGAAUGAUGCAAUGGCGAGUCCUCCAGAAGAUCAGCUUGGUCUUGACACACAACCUAAUGCCAAAACUGCGUUUCUUCUGAGCAUCGAUGAACUUCUAAAUGCAGUGUCUCAGACAACAGCACAAUUAGGAAGAUACUCAGUGUCUGACCCACCAGACAUGACAUACACAGAAAUGGCAGGACAUUGCGAGGCUCUUCUCAUGGGGAAGCAAGAGAAGAUGUCUUUCAUGUCUGCAAAAAGCAACAAAUUCAGCAACCAAACCAAGGAAACUACUGCUUUGCCUUGUGGUGGGAACCCGUUUGUGGAUCAGAGAAACUCGUUGGAGAUGAUGGGAUUAAGUGCACCGGCGGCUUCAAAUAUGUGCGUCACAGAGUAUCAAAACCAUCCUCCUUUCUUCAAUCCUCCUGCCUCUACUCCUUUCGACAACUUCCUUAAACCCGUUGGUUCCUCCUGA